AAAAUCCCUCUAGCCUUCUAAACAGUGCCCAAAUACAAGCAUGUCAUCAGAUGUUCUAAGGCCUGAGGAAGGGGGAGGCGAGUCAGUAGUCGCCACGGGUCAGGAUUCGGACAAAUGGUUGACCGCCCACAACGACCCGGUCGCGGGUCUGAACACGUUUAGUUCGUGUAUGGCGCUUGCAGAUCUCAGCGCCGACGGAGAAAUUAAACUUAUCAUUGCAGACCUGGGCUCAGGGACACAUAACAUGAAACUCAAGGUUUACAAAGGGACGCAGCUGAGCUCAGAGAACACUCUUAUUGACAUGCCCACGGGGGUCAUAACUUUCCAUAUGGACACAACUGAGCCGCAACUGCCAGCUGUUGCAGUGGCAUCUGGCAGCUAUAUAUACAUCUAUAAAAAUCUGCGUCCAUAUUUCAAGUUCACAUUACCAACGCUGGAAGUGAACCCUCUUGAGUACGACGCUUGGAACCAGGCUCGGGAUGAUCUUCUUGACGUAAGUCUGCUGUACGAGAUUCUGGACUCUCUGCGUCACGAGGUUGGCGAGUGCGGACUGACGACGCGGUCCCAGCGAUUCCUGAUGUGUCCUGACCACCAGAGCCAGCAGAACUUCCUGGACCAGCACAAGGGGUUCUUGCUUAAACGACAGACCGUCGUCACGGCCAUAGCGACGUUGAAGAAAAGUUACGCGGAGGAGGAGGCCAUUUCCUGCCUCGUGCUAGGCACCGAGAGCGCUAACGUCUUCAUUCUGGACCCCGAGGCGUUCACUAUUCUCAACAGCGUGAGCCUGCCGAGUGUGGCCGUAUUUCUGUCAGUUUUCGGGCUGUACGACGUCGAAUAUCGAAUCAUCGUAGCUUGCCGCAACGGCCACGUCUACACCCUCAAACGCGGCGUCAAAGUCGGCAGGCCGACCAUCGAGCUCAACUCACAGGCUGUCGGUCUAGUCAGGCGAGAUAAAAAUAUCUUCGUGGCAACCAUGGAUCGAAAUCUACAUUGCUUCUCUAAUAAGGGCAAACGUCUGUGGACGCAACAAAUGGAUAGCGUCAUCUCGUGUCUCGAGCUCAUCGAAAUCAAGUCUCUGAACCUGAGACUCGUGGCAGUGGCGCUGGAAGACAGAAGG
Hyalella azteca is the source of this 1117-nucleotide messenger RNA. Its product is annotated as Bardet-Biedl syndrome 1 protein homolog. NCBI's taxonomy places the organism in Eukaryota, Metazoa, Arthropoda, Malacostraca, Amphipoda, Hyalellidae. Gene Ontology annotation, cellular component: BBSome; centrosome; axoneme. Gene Ontology annotation, biological process: protein localization to cilium; non-motile cilium assembly. The record is from RefSeq and is a predicted model, not a curated record. Gene Ontology annotation, molecular function: smoothened binding; patched binding.